Messenger RNA from Parnassius apollo (apollo), 1167 nucleotides. NCBI's taxonomy places the organism in Eukaryota, Metazoa, Arthropoda, Insecta, Lepidoptera, Papilionidae. The record is from the annotation of a GenBank genome assembly.
UUGUGGGACAUCAGUGAGCCCGCCGCACCCGCCGCGCUCGACCCGCUCGCACAGCUCGACUGCCUGGUCAGUGCAGCAGCACGCACAUUAUAUAGUGUACAACACGCGAGGUGGUGUGCGCCGUGGCGCUGUCGCACGCGCCCGCGCGCCGCGCCUACACUGGCGGCAAGAGCUGCGUCAAGUUGUGGGACAUCAGUGAGCCCGCCGCACCCGCCGCGCUCGACCCGCUCGCACAGCUCGACUGCCUGGUCAGUGCAGCAGCACGCACAUUAUAUAGUGUACAACACGCGAGGUGGUGUGCGCCGUGGCGCUGUCGCACGCGCCCGCGCCGCGCGCCGCGCCUACACUGGCGGCAAGGGCUGCGUCAAGUUGUGGGACAUCAGUGAGCCCGCCGCACCCGCCGCGCUCGACCCGCUCGCACAGCUCGACUGCCUGCAACGAGACAACUACAUCCGGUCGGUAAAGUUGCUGCCGGACGGGCGGACGCUGAUUGUGGGCGGCGAGGCGUCUAACCUGUCCAUCUGGGACUUGGCGUCGCCCACGCCUCGCAUGCGCGCAGAGCUCACCUCCUCGGCGCCCGCCUGUUAUGCGCUCGCCAUCAGCCCCGACUCCAAGGUGUGCUUUAGUUGCUGUUCAGAUGGCAACAUAGCUGUUUGGGAUCUCCAUAAUCAAACAUUAGUUAGACAAUUUCAAGGGCACACGGAUGGCGCGUCGUGCAUCGACAUCAGCCCGGACGGCACGCGGCUGUGGACGGGCGGGCUGGACAACACGGUGCGCUCGUGGGACCUGCGCGAGGGCCGCCAGCUGCACCAGCACGACUUCUCCAGCCAGAUCUUCUCGCUCGGAUACUGCCCCACAGGGUCGUGGCUGGCGGUGGGCAUGGAGAACUCGCAGGUGGAGGUGCUGCACUGCGGCAAGCCGGACCGCUACCAGCUGCUGCUGCACGAGUCGUGCGUGCUGGCGCUGCGCUUCGCCGCCUCGGGCCUCUGGUUCAUCUCCACCGGCAAGGACAACCUGCUCAAUGCCUGGCGCACGCCCUACGGCGCCAGCAUCUUUCAGUCAAAGGAGUCUUCAUCGGUGCUUAGUUGUGAUAUAUCGUCGGAUGAUAAGUACAUAGUGACAGGCUCUGGAGACAAGAAGGCGACAGUGUAUGAAGUGAUAUAUUAA